Molecule: messenger RNA, 2579 nt
Organism: Mytilus trossulus (common blue mussel)
Lineage: Eukaryota; Metazoa; Mollusca; Bivalvia; Mytilida; Mytilidae
Exons: 3
Coding region: 112-1113 (333 amino acids)
Biological process (GO): DNA integration
Molecular function (GO): nucleic acid binding
Source: RefSeq, a predicted model, not a curated record
ACUGUUAAACAGAUUGCUGAAGAUGGACUUCUUGGUGGUGUUAUACAUGUUAACACGCUGUAUCGUAAACUAAAAGAAAACAACAUACAGAUAAGAUCCUCCUACUCAAACAUGCCAGAUGAUGAGCUUCAGGGAUUAAUCUCAGAUUAUAAUAGAGAUCAUCCAAAUGCAGGUGCUUUAGAGGUCCAAGCCUAUUUAAAAACUAAAGGAGUAAAUGUUCAGCGUCAGAAAUGCAGAGACAUAUUAGGCAGAGUAGACUCACUUGGAACUGCUACAAGAUGGUCAUGUACUAUUCAAAGGCGUCAAUACAGUGUCCCCACUGCAAACUCAGUUUGGCAUGUUGACACUCAUCAUUCACUCAUCAGAUGGGGCAUAAUUGUGCAUGGCGGUAUUGAUGGUCACUCAAGACUCAUUCCAUUCCUAAGGGCUUCAACUUUCAACACAUCAAAGGCUGCUGCAUGCUUUUUUGUUCAGGGUGUGAAGAACUAUGGGGUACCCAGCAGAAUACGUGCUGACCACGGUACAGAAUAUGCAGACACUGGGCGGUUCAUGAUUUCAGUAAACGGUGAGGGAAGAGGAAGCUUCAUGACUGGGCCUUCUGUCCACAAUCAAAGAAUAGAAAGGUUAUGGCAUGACAUAUUUAUUAAAGUCCUUGAUGUUUUCUACAAACUAUUUUGUCUUAUGGAAGAACAGAAUAUUCUUAACACCACAAACAGUAUCCACAGAUGGGUCUUGCAGUAUGUUUUCGUACCACGUAUUGACUUUGCUUUAAGAGAGUGGAUGAAUACCCACAAUAACCAUAAGAUCAGAACUGAGGGUAACAAAACACCAAAUAUGAUGUGGUUCAAAUCACUUUUACUAGGGAAUCCAGAAAAGAACACCAGCAUCCGCAACAUAGAGAAUCCACCUGAUGAGCGUGUUGAUGAGGUCAUUCAAACUCUAAACCUUGAACUUAAUGGAACAAUCUUCUUAAAACCAAGAGACAACUGCCCAUUAAUAGAAGAUGAAUUCACGGAAUUAAGGAAUACCAUUGACAUAACAAAAUAUUCAGUAUCACAUGGACUAGAUGUGUUUAGAGAUGUUAUGCUCCAUGUUAUGUCUAAACAAACUUAAACACUGUACUUUUUCAUAUACAAUGUAUAACUGUGAAUGUAAUAUUAAAAGUAUAAGCUUCUAUAUAAAUGCAAUAUUUGAUAUAGGACUAAUCUCCUUCUUUUGUAUUAAAGCAUAUAUUUACUGAGAUUCAGUGCAAAUGUAUAUUCUGUGUGCAAAUUGCAUGGUUCCUCCAUCAAGUUCUAAAAAAAUCCUAUUUAAUUGGUGAGAUUAAAUUAUUUUUGAGCAAUGAUAUCAGUAUGUAUUCCUUGACAUCUUUAACCCUGGCAUACCAAGAAUUAUGUGUUUUAAGGAACAGAAUAUGAAGUGUAUGAUCUAAGCUGUCAGUCUCUCUUAUUUGUGGGGAUACUGUGAUAAAUGAAUUCCUGCUUUUUUUUUCUCUUUCAAAUCUAUAGUUUAAAUCCUAGUAUGCAGAAUAAGGCCCUUAACCUUACUGCUAAUAAUAAUUUUGUAUACAGCCUGAAACACAGAGCAAAAACCCACACUUUAUACUUAGCUUUGAAUCAUUCCACAGUGUGUCCGGAUAGGGAACAGGCACAGGCAUUAAUGGAAGGGUAAACAAAAUGAGUGCCAAACCCUACCUUAAACUGUACAAGUGGUGUUAUGACAGUAGGUGAAAAUAAGUUGAAAAAGGCUCAGAUAAACGCCCUUUUAGUUUUAGUUGAGCCUGCAUUUUUUGUCCAUAUCUCAGAUACUAUAAGCAAUAGGUCUAGUACAUCCAGUGUAUAUAAGGUGUACAUGUCCAAUUGGCAGGUGUCAUCUAACUUUGACCCUAUUUUUGUGUUUGUGGUCUUUUUCUUAAACUAUAAGCAAUAGAUCAACUAUAUUUGUUGUAUGGAUGAAUUGUUAGCUGUACAUGUCUGCCUGGCAUUGUAAAUCUGACCUUGGACCUCAUUGGUUCAUGGGUCAAUACUUAGUUUUCUUGGUCACUGUAAAGUUUAUGUGACAGUUGUGAUGAAGCUUUAUAAUAAGAACUAUCAACAUGAUAUUAAUGAUUAGUGGAGAAGGCGAGACAUUACAGUGUGUGAACUAUUGUUAUACAUUUCCACUUGUUCAUAAUAAUUUUCAUAAAUCAAAACCUAACCAAUAUUAUCAAAAAUAUAGAUAUCCUAAACAGUCCAAUAAAUCCUAACUACUUGCAAUACCAAAAUAAAGUCCUGACAGGUGAUAGAACCAUUUAUAAAGAAUACAGCUAUGUAGAUUUCAUAUUUUGUUCUUUUUUAUUUUGGCAUUAUCUUAAUUGGGAAAAGCUACAUUUGUGCAUUCAAAAAGCAUAUAUAUAUACAUGUAUAUACAUGGUUGAAAUUUUAUUCAAGUCAACAUGAGUUAGAGUAUUGCAUUUGAUUUUCCAUAUAAAAUACAAUAAAUUGUAUACUAUAAAUCAAGUUGUUUUUUAACUAUCUAAGUGUAUCUUUAUUGUGUAUGUAAUUUCUAUGUAUUCAUGCUAAUAAAUGUUCUUUUUCUUU